AAAAAAGAGAAAACCCUAAGAAAAAACGGAAGUUAAAAUUGAGAAAUGUCGAAUAGCUUGGCAACAAGACGAGAUCUAUUGGGCCGCUGGAGAGCCAUCGAAGAAGAAGAAGAUGACGAUGACGCUCACGACCCUUCCAAACGACGCCGUCUGCAUCACCUUAAGGAGCAAUGGUUUGCAGACGCAUUUAAUUUAUUAAUUUGUUUGCCAAAAGAAACUCAUAUCUGGUGUGGCUCUUGGGAAUUAAUGGGCCCUCUUUUGGAGACGUUCUACAAUUACUUUAAAGAUGAGAAUCCUGAUUCUCCUCUCAAGCGUUUAUGGAAGAGGAUCACUGAAGAAAUGCGGCAAUGCAUCCAGUGCAUCUCUCAGCACCAUCAAGCCCUAGAGACAUACAAUAUGGAGUAUGAGCAGAGUUGCAUCAGUCCCCUUCUUGAUGUGUUACGAUGUCUUGAUGAGGAAAGGGUGACUCAGUGCUUGAGAGAGAUCAAAGCAAGAAUAGCACGGGAAGAAUAUGAUCCAGCUUGUGAUAAUGCUGAAGUUGUUAGUGUCAUGUAUGAGGUUUUGAUGUUCCCUAUCCUGUUGGAUGAUCAGUCAUUGUUCACUGAAUUUGAAACAUUUAUUGAAGCAAUUGAUAGUAAGCAUGAACUGGCUUUGGAUAGACAUCAACAGUUUCCGGGUAUUUAUGCAUUGUUUUUUUUCAAAAGAGGAGUGCGUUCUGUUGGUCAUCGUCUUGCUGGAUCUAUGGGAAAAUUGACGAGAGUAACAGACUUGGAACCUUUGCAGCCUUUGCUUAAGAAAUUUAUAGGCUUUUUGGAUACAGAAGUUUUGCCAUCAACUUUUGAGACUUCAAGGCCAAGAGCGAAGCUGGACCGUGUGUCCAUAUGGCUUGGAAUAAAAUCAUUGCUUGGGUUCUUAGAACCUCCAGUUUUUGAAGAAGGGAUAUUGGAACGCUACCCCAUUUUUCUUGACCUUGUACUCAAUCAUAUCAGUGGCGAUUCGGUUGUGUUUUCUCAUGCAGUUACUUGCUUGAGACUACUCUUUGAAAUGCUUGGUUGUAAGCUUUGGUUGAGAUCUACGUUGUCUCCAAGUGUGAUGCGCAACACUCUAUUGGGUCAGUGUUUUCAUUCUCGAAACGAGAAAAGCCAUAAAGACAUUUUUGAUCUUUUUCAGCCUUUUCUGCAGUCUCUUGAAGCUUUGCAAGAUGGGGAACAUGAAAAACAACGUAGGCAUUUUCUAUAUUUUCUCCUUCAUCAAGUGCCAGUGAGCAGUAACUUCAGUGUAUUAACAAGAAAAAAGGCUUGCCAGAUAGCUCUUCUUAUUAUACUCCGAGGUUAUAAGAUGAACCCGCCAUGCCCACCUUUUGAAUGUGCACAUAUGUGGGGCCCUUCUCUUGUGUCAUCCUUGAAGGAUUCUUCACUCCACAGUUCUCUGAGGCAACCUGCCUUUGAUCUUAUACAAACUAUUAUAGUCUCUGAUGCUGCUGCCCUUAUAACUACAAUGCUGCUGAAUUGCAGCAUGCCUUGGAGUAUUGAUAGAAACAUGUCUCACGACUGUGAUGAUGAUGAACAAUCUGAUGGGCUUCCAUUUACUCCAGAUGUUGAAGAGGAGGAUAAUAGUUCUUGGAGGGAAUUCAGUGUGCAGAGUAAAAUUUCUUCUCGGGAAUAUCAAGGGUGGAUGUGCAUUCCCAUGCUAUGGAUUGACGUUCUAGUUGAAAUUGAUCCCUUAGUCUUUCCAAUAUCAUUUUCCAAGGCUGUUUUCUGGGCUCGAUCUCGUUUUUCUUUGGUUGAAGCUGAAAGCAGUGCAGAAACGGCACUUCCAGUGAGAACUUGGCUUUUAUCCUCUUCUACAGAGAUCUCCACUUCUUUUAGUUGGAAAAUCCCAACUGGUUCUGAUGAUGGUGGAGAGGGGAAGGAGCCAACAAACUCAGUAAAAGUAUCGUCAAUGUGUCUCCCUUUAAUAAGAACAUUCAGCAGGUUAACUACACACUUCAUAGUUCAAGUGGGGCAAAGAGAAAUCCGGAAGCAGUGGACGUGGGAAUCAAGGAUGGGUGAAAGCUUGACACUUUCACUUCUGGAUCCCAAUGAUAAUGUGAGGCAGUUUGGGAAGUGUAUCUUGGAACAGGUUUCAAAUACACGGGGUCUUGCUUAUGGUUUGAAGUUUCUCUGCUCUAAUAGAUCUUCAUUGUUAGCCAUUUUUCUGGGCUUGACACAUGCUUGUAAAUUGGUUCGACUGGAUUCUGUUUUAGAAAAGUUUCAAAUUUUACAACAUUUUUUCUUUGUUCUACGCAAAUUACUCGAAGAAGGGGAUUUACCUACCCUAGGUUUUCCUGGAAAUUCAUCUGAUAAUUUAAAUAUCACGAGCUUCUCUUCCCAAGGAGGAUUUCUGAGGCAGCCAGCCUUUGAUUCAUUGCUGGUGAAUGUCAAUGAUCAUUCUUCAAAUGAUAACCUGAAAGCACAGGAAAAGUUCAUUUACUUACUAUCAGAAACUGCUUGGCCUUCUAUUCGGAGGUGCUUAGUAGAAGGGAAGGCAUUUAUUGAUCACAGUUUUUGUCAGAUGACUUGUGUCCGCUUACUUGAGAUCCUCCCUGUUGUUUUUGAAAUAAUUUACCCAUCCUUUUGUAAAAAGCCUGGGGAUUCCCGAAUGAUGGUGGAAAGUUUAUGUAACUUCUCGUGGCUAAAUGACCUGAUGGAUUGGGGAAAGUCAUCGCUCAAAGUCCUAAUUGUGUAUUGGAAACGGACAGUUUCUAUUUUGCUGUCUUUUCUCAGACGUUCAUUUGGUGACACUGCUACAAUGAUAAUCAGUACCAUUGAAAAUCUAAUAUCUUGCGAUAACUUUGCCACGGAUGAAUUGAUGGAACAAGUUUCACGUCUUUCUGUGUCAUUAUCUAAGGAAGCUUCUUGUAACAUGGGAGGGACGAUCUUUAGGUCAAAAUCUUUAAUUCCUGAGUGCUUGUCUAAUGAGAAGAAGCGUUCAGUUUCAGAUGUGCAGCCAGUCUCUGCGGAUGAUAGAGAUGUGCAGAUCUUGGACUUGAUAACAGAAGCUCAUGAAAAGGAUAGAGAUAAUAUGAUUGUUCUGUCUGACAGUGAAACUGAAGAACCUAUAUCAGCUGAUAAGGUCGUACAAUCUGAUACUGAGACAGGUUCCUGCAUUUUGGAUGGAAAGGCUGCAGGUCCUGGGAGCGCAUUGCAUUCUGACCCUGCAAAGAAGAACGUUUCUGGCACUGACACUUCUAAGAAUUGCAAGGAGACUUUUCAGCAAAAAGAUGCCACUAAUGGUUCUAUGGUUGCUUCUCAGGAUAAGAGCUUUGAUAGAUUAAAAGGUAUACCAGCAUCUGCUUCUCCCUUCGAAUCCAAAGAUGUAGAUAGUAAGAGGAAAGAAAUAGACUCCAAAUACAAAAAAAAAGAGUCUCAAUCCCAGAAUGGAAUUAAUCUUAGUAACUCUUCUGUUCUGAAGGAGACAGUACGCUAUAUUGAAGAUGAUCCAUUGGAGUCUGCACUUAAAUCUGCAAGACUUCAACAGUCAUUUAUGGCAAAGUCAAAUACUUUUCUUCCAAAACGACAAGUCAUUCAGCUUAAAUCUUCUUUUCUAAAUAGAUUUGGCCAUUUACAUAGACCAGGGGCUGGAGUGAAAAGGUUCCAGCCGCCAAAGCUCGAUGACUGGUAUAGACCCAUUUUGGAAAUUGAUUACUUUGCAACUGUUGGAUUAGCAUCCGCAGGUGAGGAUGGGAGUCGAACUGUUAGCAAAUUGAAGGAGGUUCCUGUGUGUUUUCAAUCACCUGAACAAUAUGUGGAGAUUUUUCGGCCACUGGUUUUGGAGGAGUUCAAAGCACAGUUACACAGUUCCUUUCUGGAAAUGCCUUCAUGGGAAGAGAUGUAUUUUGGAAGCCUAUCUGUGAUGGUGGUUGAGAGAGUUGAUGACUUUCACCUGGUUCGAUUUGUUUAUGAUGACAAUGAUUCUGCAGCUUCUAGAAGCCUUUCAGAAAAUGAUCUUGUUUUGAUAACAAAAGAGCCUUUGCAAAAAUCUUCCCAUGAUAUUCAUAUGGUUGGAAAGGUGGAGAAACGUGAGAGAGAUAACAAGAGAAGGUUAACUAUAUUAGUUAUCAGGUUCUAUCUUCAAAAUGGGUUUUCACGGUUAAAUCAAGCUAGAAAGAACCUCAUUGAACGAAGUAAAUGGCAUGCAAGUCGCAUCAUGAGCAUUACACCUCAACUCAGAGAAUUUCAGGCACUGUCAUUAAUUAAGGACAUCCCCAUACUUCCAGUAAUUUUAAAGCCUGUCAAUGAUUCUCUUGGUAAUGACGCAUUCAAGGAAGUGGAUCUGGGUAAGCUGUCCCAACCCUUGCAGGAAGUACUGAGAUCAUCAUUUAAUGACAGUCAACUUCAAGCUAUAAGUGUUGCUAUUGGAUCACCUAAGUUGAAGAAGGAUUUUGAAUUAUCUCUUAUUCAGGGUCCUCCAGGUACUGGCAAGACCCGAACUAUUUUGGCCAUUGUCAGUGGCUUGCUUGCUUCACCUUUACAGAGGACAGGUAUUGCAAAACAUUCCCUUGGUGCCAGUUUGAAAACAAAUAGUAUGAUAUGCACCAAAUCGAGUCCACGGAUUAGCCAGACUGCUGCAAUUGCAAGGGCAUGGCAGGAUGCAGCCUUGGCUAAACAAUUGAGCGAGGAUGUCCAUAGAAAUUCAAAAUCUGUGGAAAGUUCAGCAAGAGGAAGAGUGCUUAUCUGCGCUCAGUCGAAUGCUGCAGUUGACGAGUUAGUAUCUAGAAUUUCUAGUCAAGGCCUUCAUGGCAGUGAUGGAAAGAUGUACAAGCCAUAUCUUGUAAGGGUUGGCAAUGUGAAGACAGUCCAUCCAAAUUCACUACCAUUCUUUGUUGAUACACUUGUUGAUCAACGUUUGGUGGAAGAGAGGAUGAAAGUUUGCAAUGAAAAGAACGAAACAAGUGUGGACUCUUUAGUGGCUCUGCGCUCUAACCUUGAAAAAUUAGUUGACCGUAUCAGAUUCUUUGAAACCAAGCGUGCUACCUUAAGGGAUGGAAAUGAUGAUGUUAAGAAUUCUUCGGAAGAAAUGUCUGAUACAGAAAUAGGGUUGAAGCUAAGAAAACUUUAUGAACAAAAGAAGCAAAUUUAUAAAGAUCUUAGUAAUGUUCAGACACAGGAGAAGAAAGCUAAUGAAGAAAUUAAAUUUCUUAGACGUAAGCUUCGGAAGUCUAUAUUACAGGAAGCUGAGAUUGUGGUAGCUACGUUAAGCGGCUGUGGUGGAGACCUGUAUGGAGUGUGUUCUGAAUCUGUGUCGACUAAGAACUUUGGGUUUCCCUCUGAGCAUACUCUUUUUGAUGCUGUCGUGAUUGAUGAAGCUGCUCAAGCUCUGGAACCUGCUACCCUCAUUCCUCUUCAACUUUUAAAGUCAAGCGGGACCAAAUGUAUUAUGGUUGGCGACCCAAAGCAGCUUCCAGCGACAGUUCUCUCUAGUGUUGCCAGUAAAUUCCAAUAUGAAUGCAGCAUGUUUGAACGUUUACAAAAGGCUGGUCAUCCUGUCAUUAUGUUGACCAAACAGUAUAGAAUGCACCCUGAAAUAUGUCGGUUUCCUUCUUUGCAUUUUUAUGAUGGAAAGCUGCUAAAUGGUGAUAAAAUGUCGAGCAAGUCAGCUCCUUUUCAUGAAAUUGAGGGUCUUGGGCCAUAUGUAUUUUAUGACAUUGUUGAUGGCCGGGAGCAUCGUAGUAAGAAUUCAGGUGCAUUGUCCCUUUACAAUGAAAAUGAGGCUGAUGCUGCAGUUGAAGUUAUUAGGUUUUGCAAGAAAAGGUUCCCAUCUGAAUUUAUUGGUGGAAGAAUUGGGAUCAUAACUCCAUAUAAAUGUCAACUCUCACUUUUACGUUCUCGUUUUUCAAGUGCAUUUGGAUCUUCUGUCGUAGAUGAUGUGGAAUUUAAUACAGUUGAUGGUUUCCAAGGUCGGGAGGUUGAUAUACUUAUACUUUCCACUGUUAGAGCGGGGGAGCCUAGCUCUGCUUCACUUGGGAUCAACUCGAGCAGUAUUGGGUUUGUUGCUGAUGUGAGAAGGAUGAAUGUUGCAUUGACAAGAGCCAAGCUUUCUCUCUGGAUCUUGGGUAAUGCCAGGACUUUGCAGAAAAACCAUAAAUGGGCUGCCCUUUUGAAGGAUGCUAAAGAGAGAAACUUGGUUAUUUCUGUUAAAAUGCCGUACCAGUCCAUGUUUAAAACAGCCGAUUAUAAAGAUGCUGUUCCAGGAAAUUCUUAUAAUCAUUCAAGACAGCAGAAGCAUGUUGAAAAGGGUAAAGAUGCUAGCCAGCAUGCAAAACAAAAUGAGAGCACUGUAAAGCGAACCUUUGGAAGGAAAACAAAAUAUGCAGGCUAUGCAGAUCAGAGUAAAAGAACAGGUGUAGAAGAUGAAAAAGAUCUGCCAGCAAGUAGAGAAAAUAUGCUAAAUAACAGAUGUGCCAAAGAUGAAGAUGAUUUUCUAAUAAAGAAAGAUUCAUCUUUAGUUGCAGAUGGUAACAACAGAAUCUCUGAGGAUGUUGAGUCUGCAAUCUCAGGGAAACGUGUUACAGGUGGUGAAAGAAAAGGCAAAGAGAGUAGUGAAAAGAAAGUGAGAUUAGGGAAUACUCAUAUGAGCAAGCGGAAAGUUAAUUUUGAAAAUUCUAUGAGUAAUCCAGACCACUCUAGACGAGAAUUGGGUGAUAGUCAUAACCUUUUGAAAUCACAAGCGUCCAAAAGACCAAAAAAAUCUUUUGAAGUAGAUAGAGGCCUGGGGAAUCAGGAAGUUGCCGCUCCUUUAACUGAAGGCAGCCUGAAGGAGAGAGAUGUAAAUCAUAGAGGUAAAGCCCCGAGUCAGGUAGGCCCUGGAGAUUUGAUUGCAAAAAGGAAACAACAACGUGAAGCUGUUGAUGCUAUUCUUUACUCUUCUCUGAUAUCAUCUAAGAAGCCUGAAGCAUCGAUGAAACCUGUGCCUGCUAAUAGGCCUCUUUCCUCAUCAUCAACUGUUGGUGGUGGCAUAAAACCAGCCAAAACAAGAAAAGUUGCACCAGCAUCUUCAAUUAGUGCAUCACAAGAUCAGACCCAUCAGCGUCGCAGGAAGAGAGAUAAAUCUUUACGCUCCCAGGACAUGAGUGAAGCUUGAAGUACCAUAUAUUGAUCUGGUUCUGUAAAGGAAGCCUUGUGAUCAAUUGUCUAGCUAAGCAGGAACUGGAAAGGAGAAUUAAGGCCCUGUUGGUGUGCCAAUAGUAAGGUAAUUAGUGGAAUUCCUUCUCAGUAUCCAAAUAUCCAAUGUAUCUGGGAUGAAUUUCUUAUAAAGCUGCUGGUCCUUUUAUUGAAAAUGAUUCCUCAAUUGCUGGUACUGCAUCAGUUGUAUCAAGUAGCAGGUCACUGUAUAAGAUGCAAAUGGUUUGAAAUUUUACACACACACACACAUAGGUAUUCUACUGGUUAUUCAGUUAAAAUAGUCAUUUGUGAUGAAAAAUUGCUCAUGGUCUAGAAAUAGGACUGAUUUUGCUGGAAAGGAGGUAGUUCAAAACCUUUGUACUUGUCCCAUUUUAACAGUUUCUUUUCCGAACCAAAUAAAUUGUGGUGCAAUACAGGGAUACAGCAUCAUGCUUUUGCUAGUGAUGGCUGGCUUCAGUUUUUACCAUUCUAUAUUUUGCAUGUGAAGAUUGUGAAGCAUUAUAAAGAAUCUUGGGCUCUCAAAUGGUGAUCGGAUGCUGAGUUGCCUAGCAUUUUCCAGGCAAUUGGCUUUAGAACCUGCUGCCACUUGCAGGAACUGUUUUCGACCCUUGCAGGAACUCCCAGACAUUGUCCUGCAAUUAUUGAUGCCUGCUCUGCAUUACGUGUUAUCGUCAUUCACAUUUGUGCCUCUGGUGUGUGUCUUCUUUUUUACUGCCGGUGUUAUCAUUCCCAUUCCCGUUGUUUGCUACUGAAUUGUGUGAAACCAGUAACUCGAAGGGAUAUGCGCGAGAAGCAUCGAGUUCAUUCAGAAGGAUAUGGGCCAGCCUAUUACGUGAACAAGCAUACUGUUGAGAGAAUUUCUUUUUGACCUUUGAGAGUGCAAGGAUGAUCAUUCAGGGUACUUGUGAUAAAGAAUAUGAUACUGUUAUCUAUCCAUGACCUAGAUAUCCGUAGGUCAGUUGCCAGGCUCUCUCACACUCUCUCUCAUGUGAUCUUUUUUGUUUGUUUGUUUUUGUUUUGUUUUGUUUUGUUUUUUUUUUAUAUUCGUAGUUACUGUUUUGGGAAGCUUAUGAUGGAUAAUAUUGUAAAGAGAAAUGAUAGUCAGCAUUCUCACGUAGCAUUGUAUUUUUGUUUUUGUUUUUUUUUUUUAAAUUACAAGUGGAUGUAAAUGUGUUAUAUAGACAAGAAUGCUAAGAGAAUGCUACUUGAGAAUGCUUACUAUCUUUUCUUUAUUGUAAAUUUGAGGUUUUGCUGUUGCAAGAAGGGGAUUUGGUUUA
Corylus avellana is the source of this 8440-nucleotide messenger RNA. RefSeq names its product P-loop containing nucleoside triphosphate hydrolases superfamily protein. Gene Ontology annotation, molecular function: helicase activity. Lineage: Eukaryota; Viridiplantae; Streptophyta; Magnoliopsida; Fagales; Betulaceae. The record is from RefSeq and is a predicted model, not a curated record.